Messenger RNA from Oncorhynchus mykiss (rainbow trout), 11989 nucleotides. The record is from RefSeq and is a predicted model, not a curated record. NCBI's taxonomy places the organism in Eukaryota, Metazoa, Chordata, Actinopteri, Salmoniformes, Salmonidae.
UUGUCUUCUUCCUUCACCUAAAUGUUGUUAUAUGGGAAGCGGGGAUUAGGCAGUUCAUUGAGUCUCGUUGUGUGAGCAGUGAUUUAGCAGCAGCAUCAACGAGGUAGGCAGGCAGGCAGGCACAGCUGGAGACCACAUGCAUGUCAGCGGAGAGAGAGGGAGAGACUGUCUCGUCUGCUCUUGUAUGCCGUACAGCGGCAGUGCUUCUUCUGUACUGUAUUUGUCACAGAGAGGCAGAGUCAAGCUCCUCGUCUAAGCAACGGAUGGCGAUGGACUGCUGAUUUACCAGCCCUCUUCCUUUCCUGUUACCGUUGGUGGAUAAGCGACAACGACAGAUCCAUCCCUCUGUGGAGGACGGAGGAGUGGGGAGGCAGGAAGACGAUGCAGUCUCACUCAGUCAGCCAAUAGCAAGUAGGACUCUGGAAUCUGCACACUUCAGUGUUCUGUACCGAUCACGGGCUGUAAAAUGCCUGAUCACUACCGGAUCAUUUCUAUGGAAAAGGGGCUUCGUUUGUUUGGAGUCUGUGCAUACUGAUGUAUGACCUGUGCACCAGGCCCGAGCAGCCACCGGAACCCGAACCGGAGCAGCCACCGGAACCCGAACCGGAGCAGCCACCGGAACCCGAACCGGAGCAGCCUGUGUCUACAGCGGAUACAGAGGAUAUGGAAGGGAGAUGCCGUGGAGAGGCUGAGGCCCCAGGACAGCAGAACCGAAUACAGCAGGACAGGGAUACUAACACAGAGGAGCAUGGUAAUACUAUUACUACUACCAAUGGGGACUCAAUGGACAAGGCAAAUCUAGACACUACCUCUACCACUGUUACUACCCCUGUGACACCCAAGAGGCACAACUCACUUUACAAGGACCUCAACGACUGCGAGGUGGGAGGGUUUCGCAAGAAUGGCACUGACUAUGGCUUCCUGGUGCGUCAGAACUCAGAACUGCUGCGAUCUCUGGAUGAGAUGGAGAAGACCUGCAACCACCUGAGAGAGGAGAACGGCCUACUGCGUAAGAGCAGCGCCCCGGAGACGGAGGAGAAGGUGAAGCGUUUGAGGAGGAAGAACAUAGAGCUGGCUGUCAUCGCUAGGAGGCUGGAGGACAGAGCACACAAACUACAGGAGGCUAACCUCAAAGUGGUGAAUGCCCCAGCUCCGGUGGAGCUGUACAAGCGGGCGUUCGCCCGUCAACGAGCCCGUGACCUGGCGCAGCACGCAGACACAUUGCUCUCCAAGGACAAGGAGAUCGCCGCCCUGCAGCAGGAGUGUAGGGAGAUGGAGACGCGCUUGGGCACAGCCAAGGGCUCCCCAGUCCCGUCUGGCGUAGUGGAGUUUGAGAGGCUGCUAAGGGAGUCCCAGAAGGAGGUGCUGAGGCUUCAGAGGCAACUGUCAAUCUCCUCCUCCAGAGUCAUCUCCUCCAGAGUCAUCUCCCCUAAAGACACUUCCUGUAAAGACACUUCCUGUGAAGACACCUCUUUCAGAGUCACCUCCCCUAAAGACAUCUCCUCCAGAGUCAUCUCCCCUAAAGACACUUCCUGUAUAGACACCUCCUCCAGAGUGACAUCCUGUAAAGACACCUGCUGUAAAGACACCUCCUCCAGAGUCACAUCCUCUAAAGACACCUCCUCCAGAGUCACCUCCUAUAAAGACACCUCCUGUAAAGACACCUCCGGGAAAGACACCUCCAGAGUCACUUCCUCUAAAGACACCUCCUCCAGAGUCACCUCCCCUAAAGACACCUCCUCCAGAGUCACCUCCCCUAAAGACACCUCCUCCAGAGUCACCUCCCCUAAAGACCCCUCCUCCAGAGUCACCUUCCUUAAAGACGCCUCCUGGAAAGACACCUCCUCUAAAGACGCCUAUUGCAGAGUCGCCUCUUGUAAAGACACCUCCUGUAAAGACACCUCCUGUAAAGACACCUCCUGUAAAGACACCUCCUGUAAAGACACCUCCUGUAAAGACACCUCCUGUAAAGAGCCCUCCGGCAGGAAACACAACGGACACGAAAGGCCCUGCAUAACAAAGGAGGUUGCAGCAGAGACCCAAUUCUUGGCGUUAAAUGAGACUCCAGCCAGGUGUGAGGAGACUCCCAGAGAGGAGGAGGGGCCACGAGUGAUCCCAACUCCGCCGGGGCCCGCCCCCACCCCGAGCCACUCCCACCAGAAGGAGCACGCAGAAGAUCAAAGACUACAGUUGCUGGAAUGUGAGCUGAGCAAGAAGAGAAAAGAAUGUGAAAACUUGGAACAUGAAGUUAGGAAGAGACAGAAGGGAUGUCUGGAUUUGGAGAGCCAGCUUGAGGAUGAGCGAGGCAAAAAUGAGCAUCUAGAGGAGGAGGCAGAUCUCCUCAGGAGGAAGGCACAGCUGCUCGAUCAGACCUGGGUUGAGAAUGAGGAGCUGAGAGAACACCUCUCUGAAGUGACCGCUCAACGUGAUUCAGGUCUCAAGGAGAACCAGAGACUCCGUGUCAAACUGGAGAACCUGGAGCAGGUCCUAAAGCAUAUGCGAGAGGUCGCCGAGCGCAGGCAGCAGCUGGAACUGGAACAUGAGCAGGCACUGGCUAUCCUCAAGUUCAAACAGAAUGAGAUCAAACGACUACAGCGGGCGGAGUUUUUUGCCAAGAGGGAGCAUGAGGGAGUGGUACAGAUGCUGGAGUCUAAGGUGCGGGAGUUGGAGAAUAAGUGUCACAGCCAGAGUGAACAGUUCAGCCUGCUCAGCCAUGAGCUGGAGACCUUCAGACUACAGGCUGGCAAACUGGACCUGUCUGGCUCCACCAUCCUCACUAACCCCCCUCUCUGCCAUCUGACCAACGGGGUGGGCCUCACCGGAGAUGUGGCAGCAACUCUACGGAUGGGGGCCACCCCUCACGCUGCGGGUCUCACACGCUCCCCCACCGUAAAGCACCGUGAGCUGCCCACCAUCAGCCUGACCAAGUCCUCCAGCACCCCCAAGUCUGCCUCUGAUACCACCCACCUCUCCCCCAAGUCAGCCGAGUCCCACCACAGCCCCCACCACAGCCCCCACCACAGCCCCCACCACAGCCGACGCAGGACCAGCCCCACGCCACACGAGGUUGACACGGCCAGUGAAGUGGAGGAGCUGGACAUCGAUGUAUCCCCAGCGCCUUACACAGCUCUCAGGGGAGCCUCCCAGCUACAGGUGUUCAUUGCCAGAUACAGCUAUAACCCUUACGAUGGUCCCAAUGAUAACCCGGAGGUGGAGCUGCCUCUCACCGCUGGGGAGUACAUCUAUGUUUAUGGCGGUAUGGAUGACGACGGCUUCUAUGAAGGAGAGCUGAUGGACGGGCGAAGAGGGCUGGUCCCCUCCAACUUUGUGGAGCGUGUCUCAGACGACGACAUGAUAAGCGCCCACGUUCCAGAGGGCACAGAUAUAUCCCACAACUCCCUGCUGGACAGCAGCCUGCACAGCGCCAGUCACCAGCACCACCUCUGCCUUGGGGGCCCAGGUACCUCUGAGAGGACAGACCCUACGCCAGCAGCCUCGGUCCCGGUUUCUCUCUCCGUCCCCUCAGGGGAGCAGUUCCCCUCGGAUCCAUCCCUCCCAGCCCCCCUCACCAACGGCCUGGAUCUGGACCUAGAGGUGGGCACUGUGCCUUACCCGCGCAAGCUCACCCUCAUCAAGCAGCUGGCCAAGAGCAUCAUCAUCAGCUGGGACGGACCGCUGGUGCCGGCGGGCUGGGGCAACGUGUGGAGCUACAAUGUAUACGUGGACCAGGAGCUGAAGCUCAACGUGCCCUUCGGCUCCCAGACUAAAGCUGUCCUAGAGAGACUAGACGUCACCCUCAAGGCCUACCGGGUGUCUGUGCAGAGCCUGACGGAGCGCGGCAACUCGGACCAGCUCCGUUGCUCAUUACUGGUGGGCAGGGACGUGUGUGUGGCGCCCACCCAGCUCAGAGUCGACCGGGUCACCGCCACCUCGGCCAGCCUGGCCUGGCUGCCGAGCAACAGUAACUAUGUGCAUGUUGUGUCCUUGAAUGAGGAGGAGAUGGAACUGGUGAAGGCUGGCAGCUACUCACUGUGCCUCGGUAACCUCACGCCCAGCCUUCAGUACACAGUCAAGGUGGAGGCUCAGCCGCACCAAACCCCCUGGGAGAUUCCCCAGGAGAGACGGGAACACAAGACCGCCACCACCACCUUCACCACGUUGGCCGCAGGCCCCCCAGACGCUCCUCUAGGCGUGCAGCUGGAGCAGGGGCCGUCCCCGGGAAUCGCCCUCAUCAGCUGGCUGCCUGUCACCAUCGAUGCUGCUGGGACCUCCAACGGGGUCCGCGUCACCGGAUACACAAUCUACGCUGACAAGAGAAAGGUGUUGGAGGUGUCAUCCCCAACAGCGGGCAGUGCCCUGAUGGGCCCGUCUCAGAUCCAGUCCCUGAUGGCAGCCCACGAGCUCACUGUGCGCACCAUGUCUGCCCAUGGGGAGUCCAUCGACUCUGUGCCAGUCAACGUGCCCGCCAAGUUGUCCAACAUCAUGACCGGCCAGGCUUCGGCCGCCUCCUGUUCCUCGUCAACCCCCAUUCGUCAGUCAACCCCUGUCCACCAGUCGCCACCCUACCAGUCACCCCCCAUUCACCAGUCAACCCCUAUCUACCAGUCACCCCCCAUUCGUCAGUCAACCCCUAUCUACCAGUCGCCACCCUACCAGUCACCCCCAGUGCAUCAGUCAACUCCUGUUCACCAGUCGCCCCCCUACCAGUCACCCCCAGUGCAUCAGUCAACUCCUGUCCACCAGUCUCCCCCCUACCAGUCACCCCCAGUGCAUCAGUCAACUCCUGUCCACCAGUCGCCCCCCUACCAGUCACCCCCAGUGCAUCAGUCAACUCCUGUCCACCAGUCGCCCCCCUACCAGUCACCCCCAGUGCAUCAGUCAACUCCUGUCCACCAGUCGCCCUCCUACCAGUCACCCCCAGUGCAUCAGUCAACUCCUGUCCGCCAGUCGCCCCCCUACCUGUCUUCGUCACCACCCGUCCAGCCCCAAUCCCCAUCUUACGGGAACUCAGCUGCCAAAGUGUCCACGCUGCCCUACGCCACUGCCUCGCCGCCACUAGACGUCGCCCACGCCAUGGGCCCUAACGGGGCCCUCCACACAGAGGCCUGCUCCCCACACCCUGCCUCGUACGCGGAGGUCUGGGCUAACCCCUUAGCAAAAUCUCCUGUCCCCCCUUGGGCUGCCUUGGCAGUGCUUGAGGCUGUGUCAUCUCCAGUAGCACUAAACUAUCAGGCCAAGUCACCAUCAGUACCGUCAGCCUAUCAGGCCAUGCUACCAUCAGCUUCUCACAUCACCACAACGAGCCCACAUCUAGGCCCAGCAGCGGCCACGGAGCAGAGAAGAGCAGACACAGAUCGCCCCAGAGUUCCCCGUCCUGUCAUGUCCAUCACAGACUUUCUCCCUGUGGAGGACGACUCCCGUGUCAACCUUUCAACCCCUGAGCCCUACCCCACCCCGCCCAAGGCCCUUGUGCCACCCGCUGGGGACCUCACCAACCCCCUGGACACACAGCCUCUUCGGCCCCCCAGAGCCCCCUCUCCCCUGGAGUCAGAACCAGACUACUCCAUGGAGAGGCCGACCACACGCUUGGUGUCCAUGGAGGAGUUCCUCAGUCAGGACCAGGACACAGGCUUCAACAGGCAGCAGCGGUAUACCGCCGGUCUGGUGGAGCCAGAGAGCAGUAGGGGAUCUGACCUGUCUGAUAUCCUGGAGGAAGAGGAGGAUGACCUCUACUCUGACCCCCCUGGAUCCGCCCUGGCCCGGGGGUACACCACCGGAGCCAACAGGGAGUCUGGCAGAAACCUGUCGAUGGAGGCUGGUGCUGGGUGGAGCGGACAGCCUGGACUAUCUCCUAAACUGACCAGGUCAGAGGUCAUACAUCAGCUCAAAGAGAGCAUGGAUCAUUCAUGGCCUAUAGGAGACAAUGAGGUGCGUAUCUUUGUGGCUCUGUUCCCCUACGACCCGGUCAACAUGUCUCCCAACCCCGACGCUGCUGAGGAAGAACUGCCCUUCAGAGAGGGACAAAUCAUCAAGAUCUACGGAGACAAAGACUUGGAUGGAUUCUACCGCGGCGAGUCGAGCGGUCGUCAUGGUUACGUGCCAUGUAACAUGGUGUCAGAGAUUCAGGUGGAGGACGAGGAGACCAGAGAGACACUCCUGCAGCAGGGCUUCCUGUCUACCGCAACAAACAUGGAGAAGAUAGGCACUCGCUCACAUGCACAGCUUCCGCGUCGCCCUGUCCCACCGCCGAAACCGAGACGAUCCAAGAAAGUGGAGGCUGCUGCGCUGUGGGAAGAUAGCUUAGACUCCUCCAGUCAAGAUCCCAGCCAAUCUGAUGUCGCCACGGCCAACCCGGUGGACACCGGUCCUCGCAGGAUGAAGGCCAUCUUUGAUUACGACCCUCGAGAGAGUUCUCCCAACGCUGACAUCGAGGUUGAGCUGACCUUUGGUGCCGGGGAUAUCAUCUAUGUGUUUGGUGACAUGGACGAUGAUGGGUUCUUCUAUGGUGACCUGAACGGACACAAAGGCCUGGUCCCGUCUAACUUCCUACAGGCUGCCCCAGAGGCUGCUGGGAAAGCUCCACCAUUUGACUCCCAGCCUCCGUCUGUAGCCGAGCUCAGGACAGAAUCGCAGGUGAGCCUGAGCACAUUCCCAGAGGAGGUUCCACAUCCACCCCUCCACACAGGGCUGACUGGCCCAGUCCACACACAUCCACCCCUCCACACAGGGCUGACCGGCCCAGUCCACACACAUCCACCCCUCCACACAGGGCUGACCGGCCCAGUCCACACACAUCCACCCAUCCACACAGGGCUGACUGGCCCAGCCCACACACAUCCACCCCUCCACACAGGGCUGACUGGCCCAGUCCACACACAUCCACCCCUCCACACAGGGCUGACCGGCCCAGUCCACACACAUCCACCCAUCCACACAGGGCUGACUGGCCCAGCCCACACACAUCCACCCAUCCACACAGGGCUGACCGGCCCAGUCCACACAGACCACCAACACCUGGAUCCGUCCGCAGCAGCAGCCAUGAUAAAACCCUCCUCCACGGACCCUGUCCCAACCCCAAGGCAAGCCAGCCUCAGCACCUCUCCGCCCCACGUCCCAGCAGAAAGCCCCACACAGACAGACCAGACAGACGUCUCCCCACCGGGCAAGAAAAAUAAAAGCUUGUUCUCCAAAGGGAAGAAGCUUUUCAAGAAGCUGGGAUCCAGCAAGAAGGAUUGAAACUCGGGACAUUUAACCACUCAUUGCAGUUUUUGUUGAAAACAGUUUUAUAUCAUUAUCAGUCUUGGUUGUCUUGAACUAUGCUGUUAGUUUAGUUGUAAUAUUCAGUAACUGUGGAUACACUAAGAUAUUAUACAGCUGAAUACACCUCUUCGAUAUAAUACUAUUAGACCAGCUGGCAAUAUGUGGAGCGUAUUUUGUGUGUAUCUGAAAUGGCACCCUAUUCCCUAUAUAGUGCACUACUAUAGCACCCUAUUCCCUAUAUAGUGCACUACUAUAGCACCCUAUUCCCUAUUUAGUGCACUACUUUGGGAAUAGGGAGACAUUUCAGAUGCAACCAUUGCCGUAUAUUAGACGUGAUGGCAUCAAUUGAGAGCGUGUUAAUGAGCACGUUGAAGUAUUUCAGCUCCUAACCUGUUCUGUGCUUACAGACUUCCUCUGAAUACCCACUGAUUCUAUGAUAACCUUUAGUAGUCCAAUCUGUGAGGGGUUUCUCCUUCACCUUCAUCUGGCAGUAUUAUCUGGAAGGAUUUGAUCAGAUACUGAUGUUAAAAAUGGUGCUCUAGACUUUCAUUUAGACUCUCCAUCGUUGGCUUGGAGAGGCCCCAUGCAUCAUGUCCAGGCUACGCUCCAACCACUGUCAGUUUAAACUGAGAGGACGGGCUUGGAGAGGCCCAUGCAUCAUGUCCAGGUUACGCUCCAACCACUGUCAGUUUAAACUGAGAGGACGGGCUUGGAGAGGCCCAUGCAUCAUGUCCAGGUUACGCUCCAACCACUGUCAGUUUAAACUGAGAGGAUGGGCUUGGAGAGGCCCAUGCAUCAUGUCCAGGCUAUGCUCCAACCACUGUCAGUUUAAACUGAGAGGACAGGCUUGGAGAGGCCCCAUGCAUCAUGUCCAGGUUACGCUCCAACCACUGUCAGUUUAAACUGAGAGGACGGGUUUGGAGAGGCCCCAUGUCCAGGUUACGCUCCAACCACUGUCAGUUUAAACUAAGAGGACAGGCUUGGAGAAGCCCCAUGUCCAGGCCACGCUCCAACCACUGUCAGUUUAAACUGAGAGGACGGGCUUGGAGAGGCCCAUGCAUCAUGUCCAGGUUACGCUCCAACCACUGUCAGUUUAAACUGAGAGGACAGGCUUGGAGAGGCAUCAUGUCCAGGUUACGCUCCAACCACUGUCAGUUUAAACUGAGAGGACAGGCUUGGAGAGGCAUCAUGUCCUGGCUAUGCUCCAACCACUGUCAGUUUAAACUGAGAGGACGGGCUUGGAGAGGCCCAUGCAUCAUGUCCAGGUUACGCUCCAACCACUGUCAGUUUAAACUAAGAGGACAGGCUUGGAGAGGCCCCAUGUCCAGGCCACGCUCCAACCACUGUCAGUUUAAACUGAGAGGACGGAAGAGGGUCCCUUCAUCUGUCGACUGUUGUCUCUCAACCCUGUCACUUUUCAGAUUGAUCUGGAAUGUAUUCUAUAAUGGAUGUAUUUUAACAUCAGUGAGUCUCAUAUCAAAAGUAUUAUAACUAGCUAACUAUAUAACAACAACAACAAAAACAUAUGCUAAUUGUACACUUUGAGUCUUUCACUUGUUGUGAAGAUUUCACUACACAGUAUAGCUGAAUGGAAGUUGUUCCUUUGAACAACAACUGCUUCCCUUUCAUUACGAUUGAUAACUAACAAGUCAUUUCUUUUAGAGGCUGGUGAAGUUUGGGAACGUUUGAUAUUUAGUGUGUUUCUGUGACGAGUGUGAGGAUGGACAGGCCUUGUGGUCUUCUAAAGUGUGUGUGUAGACGGAGCCAGACUGAAACUUGUCUAUGCCUUGACACAGAACUCAUACUCAUAAGUGUGUGUGUGUGUGUGUGUGUGUGUGAUCAUGAUCAUUUCCUGUCACUGUACUGUCAUAGUAUAGUGUCAUCUUACAGGGUACUUGUUCCUCUGUCUGUCUCCUUUUUUAUGUAGUUGUCUGUUUUUAGGAGUGUUGUAAAGGACAAUGAACAAGACUAGCAACUCUCAACAGCAUUUAGAAGCAUUCACUGUCUGCCACCGUGGUUAUCCAGCCAACCCAUGUACAUUAGCUGCGUCGUAUGGUUAAUCCCACCGUUCCAUCUGGUAUAAUAUAUGCAGAAAAAGCUUUCUGAAGGUGUCCAAAUUAUAGAUGCUGUUUGAUACGUUUGUUUUAUUAGUUUAUUUUAGUUUGUUGUGUCGAGUUACAUUUGAAUCAUUUCUCAGGUAAAAACUAGUCUUAGUCACUCGGCUCCGUCUGUGUCGAGCCACCUUGUCUCACUUAAGAGGAAGAUUCUUGCCAAAAGACAUGAGGUGCUUUGUCUGUUACCAUAAUGAGGAGACCAAGCAUCAAACACCAGGGGUUAUGGCAGCGGGCCAAAAUAGAGCAUACAACAGAGGUAUUUUCUACCUGAUAACAGGUCUGUUCUAUAGCCCACAGUUCAUUCUGCAAUAUUCUGAACGAUGCUUGCAACCCAUUGGAUUAGCCCCAGCAGAGGGCGGAGUCUACGCACACCUGACUCCAGACAUUGGAGGAGUCAAAUCUGUUUAUUUUUUUUUUUAUAUUCUGAAUGUUUUGUUUAGUUGUUUUUAUUUUUAAUUGUAUAGUUCAGUGUUAUCAAUUAAAAGGGAGAAUAACGAAUAGCAGAACGAACACGCCAAGUAUGAAGGAAGUGUUGAUGAGGAGGAGGAGGAGGAGGAGGAGGAGGAGACGACAGCUGUUUCACCACUCGAAUAAUCCUGGAUAGAAGCCGGAAUGAUGAGGUAGCUGUAGUGUACUGUAUGUGUUGAGGUGGUACUUUUAAAGUGGCUGAAAAUGUACAGUGGAUAAUUUGAUUUCCUUCACGGCCUUUUUUUUAAUUAAUGUACUUCUCUGCUCUAAUCUGUAGUCAGAAAGCUACUAGCAUAAAUUAUUAUUGCAAGCUUUAGGAAUGAGCUACUACUACUGCUACAACUGGCCCCCGUCUGCCUCUACAUAGGCUACAUCUAAUCUUCUCCAGCGUUCCUAUAGGACUUCUUAACCCUUAGCAAGCAUUUUAGACAACAGUUUAUACAUUAUACUAUUUAGCCUUACAAGACCUUGCUUAGUCUUGAUACACUGUUUACACUACUUUGAAUACUGACUGCAUGCAUAACAACAACUUUACCCCAUAUUCUGCCUUAUUUAUUAUCCUCAUAUUUAUCUAUUUAUGUACAGGUCUCACGUCACUUGUUGUGCAACAUUUUAGUCGUCUGAUUUGGUUGUCGACGCAGUGGAAGCCAAGUGUGGAGUGGAGUGGAAGUGUGGAGUGGUGUGGAGUGGAGUGGAAGUGUGGAGUGGAGUGGAAGUGUGGAGUGGAGUGGAAGUGUGGAGUGGAGUGGAAGUGUGGAGUGGAGUGGAAGUGUGGAGUGGAAGUGUGGAGUGGAGUGGAAGUGUGGAGUGGAGUGGAAGUGUGGAGUGGAGUGGAAGUGUGGAGUGGAGUGGAAGUGUGGAGUAUUAUGGCGUUUCAGGAGUAGGUCUGUAUGUAUCUAUUUAUGUAAAGCUGUACGUGAAUGUAAGCCAGGCACUAUGGGGGGCUUUGGACUAUAAGGUAUGAAACAGAGAAGGGAAUUUUUGUUGUUGUCUUUCCUAACCUCUACGUAUGCUUUCUUUUGAAAACAAUGGACGAUUUACCUUUUUGUAUAUUAAGGUUUUCAUUGCCCUGUUUUGGGAAAGCUCACCUGUAAAUAUGUUUUUGUUCAUGUUGUUUUUCCGGUGUCUUUUUGCAUGUGGAUGCAGUGUUGUUGAUUGAGGAACGAUAAGUCAGACGUAGUGCACAGAGGAACGAUAAGUCAGACGUAGUGCACAGAGGGAUGAUAAGUCAGACGUAGCGCACAGAGGAACGAUAAGUCAGAUGUCGUGCACAGAGGGGACGAUAAGUCAGACGUAGUGCACAGAGGAACGAUAAGUCAGACGUAGUGCACAGAGGGAUGAUAAGUCAGACGUAGUGCACAGAGGAACGAUAAGUCAGACGUAGCGCACAGAGGAACGAUAAGUCAGACGUAGCGCACAGAGGAACGAUAAGUCAGAUGUCGUGCACAGAGGGGACGAUAAGUCAGAUGUCGUGCACAGAGGGGACGAUAAGUCAGACGUAGUGCACAGAGUGACGAUAAGUCAGACGUAGUGCACAGAGGGACGAUAAGUCAGACGUCGUGCACAGAGGAACGAUAAGUCAGAUGUAGUGCACAGAGUGACGAUAAGUCAGACGUAGUGCACAGAGGGACGAUAAGUCAGACGUCGUGCACAGAGGGGACGAUAAGUCAGAUGUCGUGCACAGAAGGGACGAUAAGUCAGACGUAGUGCACAGAGGGACGAUAAGUCAGAUGUUGUGCACAGAGGGGACGAUAAGUCAGACGUAGUGCACAGAGGGACGAUAAGUCAGAUGUUGUGCACAGAGGGGACGAUAAGUCAGACGUAGUGCACAGAGGGAACGAUAAGCCAGACGUAGUGCACAGAGGGAUGAUAAGUCAGACGUAGUGCACAGAGGAACGAUAAGUCAGAUGUAGUGCACAGAGGAACGAUAAGUCAGACACAGAGGGAUGAUAAGUCAGACGAUAAGUCAGAUAAUAAGUUAGAUGUACUGCGCAGAGGAAAGAUAAGUCAGACGUAGUGCACAGAGGGAUGAUAAGUCAGAUGAUAAGUCAGACGUAGAGCGCAGAGGAUUUGUUUGACUUGAAAUUGUGGCGAUUUCUUUCAAUCUGGAUCUUUUUACAGGAAUAAAGUAUAUUUUCACAUAACAA